Molecule: messenger RNA, 1461 nt
Organism: Adineta steineri
Lineage: Eukaryota; Metazoa; Rotifera; Eurotatoria; Adinetida; Adinetidae
Source: the annotation of a GenBank genome assembly
AUGGCGACAACAACAAAUAUAUCAACUGUAAUAACAUUAACAUCAUCAGUUCAGAAUUUACCACAUUAUUAUCGAUUUCAAAAAAUUCAUUCGAUUCUGACUCAAAUCUCUUACCCAUAUAUUUUUAUAAUUGCACUCAUUGGUCUUGUUACAAAUACAUCAACUGUUAUUCUUCUAUCAAAAAAUAAUAUUACAAAAAAUUUAAAGAAUAAAUGGACAUUAAUUGCAUUAGCUCUAAGUGAUCUUCUUUUUAAUACGGCAUUAUUAAUUCGUGUAAUACAUGAUAUGACCAAACAAAAAGUGGAUCGUCUUUGUAUAAUUAUAUCAUUUCUUAGUCAUCUAGCCGAACUCUUAUCAGCAUUGUAUACAGUUUCAUUUACUAUUCAACGUUAUUGUGCUGUUCGUUAUCCAUUUAAAGCUGCUUCACAGCGUCGUUCAUCACCAAUUAUUUCCCUUUUAUUAAUAUUAUUAUUAAGUACAUUAUUCUGUGGAUUCAUGUCUCGUAAUACUCUUUAUAUAGAAUGUCAUGAAGAAUUACACCUCAACUGGUUUAUAGCUGAUGCUUUACUUUCUUUUAUUAUUCCAUUUUUUCUUAUUUUAAUAUUUAAUAUACUUAUUAUGAAUUAUAUUCGUAAACAUUCUCGUUCACCAAUUAGUAUACAAUCAAUAUUAAUAAGAAAAAGAAAAUUAUCAAAAAAUAGUUAUAAAGCAUAUAAUCCUGAAGAUACAUUAGAGUUAGAUUAUAAUCCUGCAACAAAUAUUACUGCUGCAUAUAGUCAUUUUGAUGGAAAUGAUAAUAUUGAAAUUAAAUAUCCAAGAAAAAAACAAUCAUUAGCUGAAUUAGAAAAUCGAAUCUAUCGACCAUCUAUUUCAUCAUUAUUAGAACGUGCAAAUUCUGAAACAUCAUCAAAUUUCUAUCGAUCUCCAUCGAGAACUCGUUCAAAAAUGUUAUUCAAAAAAAGACAUUCUCACCCUAGAAAAAAAUCCUCAAAUGGUUCAUUUACAACUCGAGCAACAAAAAAAUUUUCAUAUCCAUCAAAUGAUAAUGAACUUACUUCUAAAGUAUCAACAAGAGCAUCACAAUCAAUACGUGUUACACGUAUGCUUGUUCUUGUUUCAACAUGUUUUCUUAUUCUUAAUGCUCCUGCACAUUUAUUUGCAAUUGCAACUAAAAUUUAUACAGUCAUUAUCGAAAGAAUACUAACUGAACAACUUAAUCAAAAUAAAGAUUUAAAAACAGAACUUUCAAUACAUUCUAAUGCAACAAAUACAUCUUCACUAUUACAAUAUGGAACAACACAUGAAGAUAAAUUAGCUAUACAUAUACUUUACAUGGGAGUUACAUUAACACAUUUUGUAUCAUAUGCAUCGUAUUCAAUAAAUUUUUUUCUUUAUUCAUUUAGUGGAAUUGCUUUUCGAACAAGUCUUGGACAAUUAAUUAAUAAACUACGAAGAUUUUAA